AGAUCGGACCUGGUCCGAUUAGACCCGUUUCACUGAGUCUGUCUGAACAAAGUCUGCAUUUUGAUAAAAACGGACUUAUCUCAGCUAUCGUUUUAUUUCCGUGUCUCUUCUAUGAAGCCUGUUAGUGGGCAUGCUAACAGCUAGCAUCACCGCGACAGCUGCUUUGCGGCAAACACCUGAUCAGAGGGGAAGCGGAAGAGAGAGGAAAGUGCGCAUCAGAAAAGCAGAGCCGCGCGGAGUGAUCAAUACCGAUAAAUAACAAAUAUCAGAAAAUAUCUGAUUAGAACAGAGAGAUGAGCCGCGCAGGCGCAGAAUUGAAGAUUAUGUUCAGCCCGGGGCGUGUGCAGCUGGUUCAGGACGAGGUGGUGGUCCCAGGCCUGAGGGUCCUGGUUACCGGGGCGACAGGUCUUCUCGGUCGAGCAGUCUGCAGAGAGUUUCAGAACAAUGGCUGGUUGGUUAUCGGGACUGGAUACAGGAGAGCUAGGCCCCGCCUCCUCCGCUGUGACCUCACUGAUGAGGACGCUGUCAGAGGCCUACUGCACGAGUACAAGCCUGAUGUGAUCGUCCACUGUGCAGCAGAGAGACGUCCAGAUGUUGUGGAGAGACACACUGAAGCAGCUGUUAAUCUCAAUGUGCAUGCCACGAGCACUCUCGCCAAGGAGGCAGCCGUCUGUGGAGCCUUCUUCCUCUACAUCAGCACUGACUACGUGUUUGAUGGAAGGAAUCCUCCGUACGGAGAAGACGACAGUCCAAAUCCUCUUAACGUUUAUGGGCGAAGUAAACUGGAGGGGGAGAGAGAGACACUGCGGCACUGUCCAGGUGCGGUGGUGCUACGGGUGCCUGUUCUGUUUGGGGAGGUGGAGUCGGUGAUGGAAAGUGCCGUCACUUCACUGUGGCAAAAAGUUCAGGAGACGACAGAGAGCUGCACACUGGAUCACUGCCAGCAGAGAUUCCCCACCGACGCUCGAGACGUCGCUGCUGUCUGCAGGAAGCUGUCAGAGGGAGGGAGACAGGACCCGUCUAUCAGAGGAAUCUUUCAUUUCUCAGCUAAAGAGCAGAUGACCAAGUAUGAGAUGGCUGUCGCCAUCGCUCAGGCCUUCAACCUGCCGUCUAACCACCUCAUACCUCUGACGGAGCAGCCAGCAGCAUCGGCUCUUCGGCCAAUCAACAGUCGGUUAAACUGUUCUCGUCUGGAGCUGCUGAACCUGAGCGUCGAACCCAGACCUUUCACCUCCGCCAUCACCGACUGUCUGUGGCCGUUCACGCCCGACAAACGCUGGCGACAGACCGUCUUCCACUGACAGACAGACAGGUAGACAGACAGAUCUGAUUGAUGAUUAAAAACACAGAGACCUUAAACCUGGUGGAAGACGAGUUGGUCCUGUGUCUGUAGGACAAGCAGAAGUACUUUACCUUGACAAUAACUCAGUUCAAAUUGAGUUAUGGUCUGCGCCUGUGUCUUUUAUGCUAAAGGUGUGUGACUGUGUGCAGACGGUCUUUGAGGCCUCCUCUUUGAUCCUGCAUUGGUUAGAUGUCACUAGGUGGCGCCGUUCCAGAGCUUUAAGAAGUGACUUCUGGGAGCACUGCUCUCUUUUUCUGGCACUAGGAGUCUCAUCAUCUCAGUAUAUUCACUAAUAAACCUGUGACUGUCACCACUGCAGUGAUGAGUCUCAAACAGUCUCAGUGUUUGUGAAUCCUGGACUGUUCUUCACAUCGUUCAGGGCUGUGCUGGAUGAGUUGCAUGUCUGUUACACAUGAGGCUGGAAGAUGUUCAAACAAUUUUAUCCAGUACAGUUUCUCCAUUUGCUCGUGCUGUCAACAGAAAUCUUUUACAACAUGAUUAAUGUCUGUGCCACAACAUGCUGCCUUUCAACUGUGCUCCUCUAAAUGGUUACAGUACAUUAUGUAGUACUUCCUGGACACUUCAGUCUGUAGAGAUGCUGUCUCCCCUUUUCCUCCCCUCUUGUAUUAAAUCCAUUUAGGGCAUAAAACCAUGUCACCAUAAAACUAUGAUGCUUCAGAGUUUUCAGCAACUUGAUGGAGUUGAUACACACAUUUAAUCACAUAUUUUCUAUAUAGGAACUUUCAUACAAGUCAAAUUCAGUUUAAAGUACUUUACACGUGACUGACAAAUGUAAAAGAUGGCAAUAGUGGACUGGGAGACUAAUGCACGUCAAAAUACAAAUCUUGGCGUUGGGGAUAGGAAUAUACAGUCCUGUUUGAAAUUAUCGGCAACCCGGAAUUUAAGUCUACAAUUUAGAA
Molecule: messenger RNA, 2262 nt
Organism: Xiphias gladius (swordfish)
Lineage: Eukaryota; Metazoa; Chordata; Actinopteri; Istiophoriformes; Xiphiidae
Gene: mat2b
Product: methionine adenosyltransferase II, beta
Exons: 8
Coding region: 294-1301 (335 amino acids)
Biological process (GO): S-adenosylmethionine biosynthetic process
Cellular component (GO): methionine adenosyltransferase complex
Molecular function (GO): methionine adenosyltransferase regulator activity
Source: RefSeq, a predicted model, not a curated record